Molecule: messenger RNA, 2691 nt
Organism: Zophobas morio
Lineage: Eukaryota; Metazoa; Arthropoda; Insecta; Coleoptera; Tenebrionidae
Product: ets DNA-binding protein pokkuri
Exons: 5
Coding region: 211-1941 (576 amino acids)
Biological process (GO): regulation of transcription by RNA polymerase II; cell differentiation
Cellular component (GO): nucleus
Molecular function (GO): sequence-specific DNA binding; DNA-binding transcription factor activity, RNA polymerase II-specific
Source: RefSeq, a predicted model, not a curated record
CGCGGCGGCGGAGACGCGCGAAGGUCCGCUCUUGCGUGGGCGAGAAUUUCCGGCGGAAAAACGCGCUCUGGCACCGAGGGCACUCGCUUUUUUUAGGAGCGCUAUCGCGUUAAUGGGAUUUAUCGGCGCCACCUGUCGGAAGCGGAUUUUCGAGACGUCACGAGAUAGCGAGGCGCAGUCGAGGUGGUAGUUGCGUCAGAGCUUCCUGGGAUGUACGCAACGAUUACGCCGCUUUCGCAACGCGAAAGAGCGCGGAUAGAUGCGGCAAGACCGACCAAUAACUCGCGAAUAUGUGCCAGAGUCGAGUGCCGCCGCGAUGGCCCGUCUUUGUCCGGGCCGCCAGCAACAGAUUGCGAUUGCGGAAGUCGGUCUUUCCAUUCCGCUUUAUUCUCGCCGCGCGGCAUUGACACAUUUCUUCCUGGUUAUAUUUCACCGCGUCGGCAAAGCAAAGGUCUUCCACCCGUUUCGGUUCCCACACUUCUUCGGCGAAGGCCGCGGGCUCGACUGACAAAUAUGAAACUGGUUCCGGGCCCUCUGCCGCCUAUACCGACAACCAGCUCGAUGGACCGUCUGGCCUUGCCUUUGCCCUUCAGCCCCGACUCCCUCCUCUGGCGCUACCCGUUGGGGUUCGCCACCAUAGGCCAGCAGCCCCCUUCGUCCCCGCUGCUCGACUACAAGAGCCAGCUGCCCUCCACGCUCGCCUCGGACCCCAGAGUGUGGUCCCGGGACGACGUCGUCACCUUCCUGAGGUGGGCCGAGCGCGAGUUCGACCUCCAGCCCAUCGACAUGGACAUGUUCCAGAUGAACGGCAAAGCCAUCUGCCUGCUCACGCGCCAGGACCUGUCCGAGCGCGCCCCCGGCUCCGGCGACGUCCUCUACAACGUGCUCCAGAUCCUCGUCCGAGAGGCCAACAACCUGCAGCGAAUGUUGCCGUCCAGCCCUGUCACCCCCACGUCGCGCCACCCGUACCCCCUUUCGCCCCACUCGCAUCCGCCCACCCCCAACUGGAACAUCCUCGCUCAGAACUCUGAUCCUUUCCAUCCUUCACAUGCUGCUUCUCUCGCGGCGCACUUGAUGGCCCAGAGUAACUCGGUCACGUUGAGUCCCGCGCCCUCCGUGGACAGUCAAGCGGGGAGUCCCCAGCACGCCGACAACGCGCAGACGUUCGGCCAUUCCAUAUUCAGCGCGGGGGGUAGUAACGGGAGCGGAAGCAACCCAUCAGACUCGGACGAAGACGGCUUCGAGAAGAACGGGCAGAGCGGCAGCCCCCCGAAUACUCCUAGUGCGUACUCGUUGCCGCCCCCGCUGCCGCACAUAGCCCCCAGAAGCCCGAAGGAAGUGGCGAAUAGUCCCUACAAGGCCGUGGGAAGGGAGUUCUUCCCGAACGAAUCUCCAGAGCCCAAUACGAAUGGGCGUUUGCUGUGGGACUUCCUCCAGCAGCUCCUCAACGACCCCGCGCAGCGCUACACCAACUACAUAGCGUGGAAGAACCGCGACACUGGCGUUUUCAAGAUCGUGGAUCCAGCAGGACUGGCGAAGCUGUGGGGUAUUCAAAAGAAUCAUCUUUCCAUGAAUUACGAUAAAAUGUCUCGUGCCUUACGAUACUACUACAGGGUGAACAUUUUACGUAAAGUGCAAGGGGAAAGACACUGCUACCAGUUUCUGCGCAACCCCACUGAACUGAAGAACAUCAAAAACAUCUCGUUGUUGCGUCAGAUGUCGCCCACGAACCUCAAGCCUCCGGCGCAGAUGAUGCCCAACGUGACCAUCAAGCCCGAGCCCGUGGAGGCCGAGGGGGAAGCGAAUAGGAGCGGCGACUACGACGAGAAGCCCACAGAUUUGAGUAUAACGAUGGAAGGUCCGACGGAUUUGAGUAGUAGUAGCAGACACGUGAACAUCAUCUGCUCGCCGGACCCCCCGAUUCCGCCGCAACAUCACUAGCGACAGUGGUAGUGCUUGAACUUACGUGCAUUAUUAGUGACUACAUUGGUGCCAAUAUUUAUGAGACUUGUGCAAAUAGUGAUUAUAAAGAUGUGUAUAUAGUUAAUUUUUUAAAGAUUUAUUAAGAAUGUCGGUCUUAAAACGGGAGUUUUAGGGAUCGAUUUUUAUAAUCGCAUGUGCCAAAAUAAAUAAAUUAUUUUUUCAUUCGGUCACGAGGGAAAGUUAGUGACUGCCGAAGGCAGCUUUUUUGGGUGAUCCUCAAACAAUGACAAUAAUUAAAUUAAUGUACAAAGAGAUGGACUGGAAGUAAAUUUUCAUUUUCGGUUUGUACAACCACAUUCCAAUUUGUGGCAUUUGCCUGAUUUUUUUGUUUUUUUUUUAAGGAAAUUUUCUUCUGGGUUUGAACUGGUCCAGUUCUGUUUCUGUGAUCUCUUAAUGUUUGACUCAAUUCUUUUGUGUGAUUUAAAAAGAAUGUAGGAUGCUUAUGUAUAUUCAGAUUCUGUACAUAUUUUUACUGCAUAUUCAAAGAGUUAGGUUUAAGUUUGUAAGGGUGGAUAACCUUAAUGGCUUUAUUUUUAAAAUGUGAAUCGAAUUUUGUGUCAAUUGGUAUAUUGUUCCCAUGUUGAUUAGUUCUGUAUAUAUGAUUUAUGUAGAAACCUGAAUGCAAUUUCUGUCUUAAUAUGUUUUGUAUGAGAAUUUAUUGUUAACGAACAUAUGACAAGUUUGAAAUAUACCUUUACAACAACGCAA